AUGUCGACGGUCCCAAUCCGCUUUGUAUCCUUCAACAUCCGCUAUGCAGCCACUGACCUCGAGACGAACGAGAAGCCUUGGUCGCAGCGAGCACCUCUUGUCAUCAACCAGCUCAAGAGCAUAAUCUCGAGCUCUGUCAACGGAGGCGAGACCAUCUUUGGGCUCCAAGAAGUUCUCCUCAACCAAUUGAACGAUAUCCUCAGCGGCCUGGGUAGCAGCUGGACCUCCCUGGGCGUCGGGUCGUCGGACGGAAAGCAAAGCGGCGAGUACGGGCCCAUCCUGUACCGCCCCUCGGCGCUGCAACUCGUCUACGGCACCACAAAGUGGCUGUCCAACACGCCCGACACGCCGUCGACGGGCUUCGGCGCGGCCCACCGCCGCAUCGUCACGUACGGCAUCUUUCAGCACCGGGCGAGCGGCAAGCGCUUCAUCGCCGCCAACACGCACCUGGACAACGUGAGCGACGACGCGCGGGUCCAGGAGAUCAAGCUCAUCGUCAGUAUCCUCCAAAACGUGCAGCAGUCGUACGGCCAGCUGGGCGUCGUGCUGACGGGCGACUUCAACUCGACCGACACGGGCUCGGCCUAUGUGGCGCUGCUCAAUACAAAGUACCUGGCCGACUUGUACACCUCGGUCAACACAUCAGCGCGCUAUGGCUACACCAACACCUUUACUGGCUUCAACCCGGCCACGCAGCCGUCCAAGGAGACGCGCAUUGAUUACAUCUUCACGGGCAUCCCUAGUCAGUUCAAGUGGGCUCUGGUUCGGUACGAGGUCUUGAACAAUGUCGUCAAUAAUGUCUACAUUAGCGAUCACCGUUCUGUCGUCGGUGACUUGGGGAUCAACUAG
Messenger RNA from Pestalotiopsis fici W106-1, 849 nucleotides. RefSeq lists its product as uncharacterized. Bases 1 to 849 code for a protein of 282 amino acids. The transcript has a single exon. Gene Ontology annotation, molecular function: 3'-5'-RNA exonuclease activity. The record is from RefSeq and is a predicted model, not a curated record. Lineage: Eukaryota; Fungi; Ascomycota; Sordariomycetes; Amphisphaeriales; Sporocadaceae.